Messenger RNA from Mesoplodon densirostris (Blainville's beaked whale), 5475 nucleotides. RefSeq names its product ADAM metallopeptidase with thrombospondin type 1 motif 16 (gene ADAMTS16). The coding region runs from base 1 to 5475 and encodes 1824 amino acids. Gene Ontology annotation, molecular function: metalloendopeptidase activity. Gene Ontology annotation, biological process: proteolysis; extracellular matrix organization. The record is from RefSeq and is a predicted model, not a curated record. Lineage: Eukaryota; Metazoa; Chordata; Mammalia; Artiodactyla; Ziphiidae. The transcript is spliced from 28 exons. Gene Ontology annotation, cellular component: extracellular matrix.
AUGGCUAGAGAUGAGGGCACAGGUGAUCCUAUCAGCCUGGCUGCACACAACCCUGAGUGGCGGACAGCUCCCACUUGUGGAUACACAGAUAUCAAAGACAUGGCUGAAGCACAGCACAAAAGGCCCUGCACAGCAAUGGAAGGGAAACGGCAUUCGGGAGACUCAGAGGAAGGGACUCCUGCCCCAGGGUUACAGGACAGCCAGACACAGGACGCCCAGCCCGGGCAGGUCUCCUGGGUGCACGAGGAAGACAGUGGCAAUCAGGCCCCCUCCCCAAGGUGGCACAGGGCAACUGAGAAGAACUAUCUCCCCCACGAGCUCAAAGAUGUCCGCCUGUGCCUCGCCCACUGUCCCGGCCCCUCUGCUGAAAAGUUCCUGGAAAGAGCUUACAAAAGCCACAUUUUGAAUUCCGGAAUCCAGUAUUGUUUGUCCGCCUUGGUUCCCAAUUUUCCUUUCUUCCUUUUCCUCCUGGGUGGAGGCACCCAGGUUCUAGAGUGUAGCCAGGAACAGAACCAGCAUCAGAAUCAGCAAGCUGAUUGCUGUCUGGAAGGACUCUGGAACCAUGAAGCAGGAGCCCAGACUCCUCGGACCUGCAGGAGGGAAGAGGUCAAGGAGGGCAGGAACAGUCAGUCUCAGGCGGGACACGGGCCUGAGAACACGCACUGGCACACGCGUCCACUCAAGCUCCAGCGCACACACAUGCACGGGGGGGGGGACGCACAAGCAGACACUGAUGCACAUUCGCUUGCACCCACCUCAUAUACGCGCGUGCUCACACUGAAACGCGUGCACGUGCGUUCACACACACAUGCCGUCAACAGGUGUAGAACACGAGCUGGGCUUGUAGCCGGGCCGGUGGACGCGCCUGUCCUGCGCCCUCAGACUCCUGGCGCUAGUAGCACAACGGCGCAGUUCUCGGCCUGGGCCGGGCGACCGCAAAGUCUCCGCCAUCGAUGGCUGCACCUAGGCCCCCAGCAGCCCCGGCACAGGCCAGCCAACUGCUGCCCAGACCCCAGGGCCAGGAGCGCAGCUACAUCCCAGGAGGACGAAGCUUCCUCGACCCCCGUCGUCUCCCAUCACUUCACAGACUCGAGAGAAAAGCACAUUCGUGUAUACUCAGAUCCGCGCAUCCCUAAGGAAGUUCGGGCACCCCUGUUUCGCAGCCGAUCUCCCCGCGGGGCGGGAGGGCGGACGCAGCGAGACCCAGGCGCCGUUCUGCCGCAUUCCGGCGGGCGGCAGGUGUCCGGCCAUUGGAUGCGCCGCUCCGGCCCUCGGGAGUGGGAACCGGGGCGCAGCGCGGCGAGGUGCCAGCCAGUGCAGCCGUGCGUGGACUGCAGGUCCGGAGAGCAGAGCCGGCGGCCCGACCUGCUGACGCCGCCGCCCCGCGCUCGCGGUCCCCUCUCCACCCGCGUUCCCCCGGGACGGCCGGCAAGGCGCCGACCGCGGGCCAACGAACGCCCGGGUUCUCCCCGGUCCUCCUCCCCUCGCGCCUCACCCCGCCGCCCUCUCUCGCGCCUCUGUCGCCCCCCUCCUUUCUCCCCUCGCUUCGUCGCCCUCCCCUGCCCUGCCCUCGCCCUCCCCCUCCCCCGCUCUCCCACGGUGCGGGCGGGUUCUCCGCCGCCGCCCCGCCGCCGCGGCCGCCACUCCGCCCCCAGCGCGGCGCGGAGCCGCAGUAAUAACCCCGCAUCCGCGGCCCCGGGCCCCUGCGAGCGCCCCUGGAUGGAGCCGUGCGUCCUCCCCGCGGGGGCGCAGCGCCGGCUGCGGGCGCAGGGCGCACGGGACAGCCCGGCCAUGCGGGCCCCCGGCUGCGCGGCGCUCUGCCUGCUGCUGCUGGCGCAGGUGGGUGUGCAGGCACCUGCGUGCGCCGUGGGACCCGCAGCGGCCUCGCCGGGGAGCCCGAGCGUCCGGCGUCCUCCUGGCCCCGCGGAGUGGCCGGGCUGGGUGGAAAAGGGCGAGUAUGACCUGGUGUCUCCCUACGAGGUUGACCACAAUGGAGACUACGUGUCCCAUGAAAUCACGCACCCCCAGAGGAGGAAAAGGGCACUGGCCCAGCUCGGAGCUGACUCUCUGCACCUCCGGCUGAAAGGCUUCAGGCACGACUUCCACCUGGAUCUGGAAACUUCCAGCAAGCUGGUGGCACCUGGAUUUCUCGUACAGACUUUGGGGAAGGGGGGCACUAAGUCGGUGCAGACUUUCCCACCUGAGGAUUUCUGUUUUUAUCAAGGCUCGUUACGAUCCCACAAAAAUUCCUCAGUGGCUCUUUCGACCUGCCAAGGUUUGUCAGGCAUGAUAAGAACCCAGGAAGCGGACUACUUCUUGAAGCCCCUUCCUUCACACCUGGCAGGGGACCCCAAGGACUCUUCGGGGGAUGGGCCUCCCUCCCACAUCCUGUACAAAAGAUCCACCGAGCCUCGGGAUCCAGGGUCCCACCAGGUCGCGAUGAUGGAGAGAAAUUGGCGUCUGGAAAACCGCCACCUCUUCCACCACCAAGAUCAACCCCCGCGCGGCGGCUUCAGCCUCAGGCACCCACAGAAGCUGCAUUUCUGCGGAAGACGCAAGAAAUACAUGCCCAAGCCCCCCAAGGAAGACCUUUUCAUCUUGCCUGAUGAGUAUAAGUCAUGCAAAAGGCACAAGCGGUCCCUUCUGAAGUCCCAUAGGAAUGAAGAACUGAACGUGGAGACAUUGGUGGUGGUUGACAAAAAGAUGAUGCAAAACCACGGCCAUGAAAACAUCACCACCUAUGUACUGACAAUACUCAAUAUGGUGUCUGCUUUAUUCAAAGAUGGAACGAUAGGAGGAAACAUCAACAUUGCCAUUGUAGGUCUGAUUCUUCUGGAAGAAGAACAGCCAGGGCUAGUGAUAAACCAUCAUGCGGACCACACCUUGAGCAGCUUCUGCCAGUGGCAGUCUGGACUGAUGGGGAAAGAUGGGACUCGCCAUGACCAUGCCAUCUUACUAACCGGCCUGGACAUAUGCUCCUGGAAGAAUGAACCCUGUGAUACUCUGGGAUUUGCACCCAUAAGUGGAAUGUGUAGUAAAUAUCGCAGCUGUACGAUUAAUGAAGAUACAGGUCUUGGACUGGCUUUCACCAUCGCCCACGAAUCUGGACACAACUUUGGCAUGGUCCAUGAUGGAGAAGGGAACGUGUGCAAAAAGUCUGAGGGCAACAUAAUGUCCCCUACGUUGGCAGGACGCAACGGGGUCUUCUCCUGGUCACCCUGCAGCCGCCAGUACCUGCACAAAUUUUUAAGCACUGCCCAAGCUACAUGCCUUGCUGAUCAGCCAAAGCCUGUGAAGGAAUACAAGUAUCCUGAGAAGCUGCCGGGAGAGUUAUACGAUGCAAACACACAGUGCAAGUGGCAAUUUGGAGAGAAAGCCAAGCUCUGCAUGCUGGAUUUUAAAAAGGAUAUCUGUAAAGCCCUGUGGUGCCACCGUAUUGGGAGGAAAUGUGAGACUAAAUUUAUGCCAGCGGCAGAAGGCACAACUUGUGGGCGUGACAGGUGGUGCCGUGGAGGGCAGUGUGUGAAAUAUGGCGAUGAAGGCCCCAAGCCCACCCACGGCCACUGGUCAGACUGGUCUCCCUGGUCUCCUUGCUCCAGGACGUGUGGAGGAGGGGUGUCUCACAGGGACCGGCUCUGCACCAACCCCAGACCAUCGAAUGGAGGGAAGUUUUGUGCGGGCUCCACGAGAACUCUGAAGCUUUGCAACAGUCAGAAAUGUCCCCAUAACAGUGUCGACUUCCGCGCCCUACAGUGUGCCGAGUACAAUAGCAAACGGUUCCGAGGAUGGUACUACAAGUGGAAGCCGUACACCCACGUAGAAGAUCAGGACUUAUGCAAACUCUACUGUAUCGCAGAAGGAUUUGAUUUCUUCUUUUCUUUGUCAAAUAAAGUCAAAGAUGGGACUCCAUGCUCGGAGGAUAGCCGUAAUGUUUGUAUAGAUGGGAUAUGUGAGAGAGUGGGGUGUGACAAUGUGCUGGGAUCCGAUGCUGUGGAAGACUCCUGCGGUGUGUGCCGGGGAAAUAACUCCAGCUGCACAACGCACAAGGGCCUCUAUGCCAAGCAGCACCAUGCCAACCAGUAUUACCAGAUGGUCAUCAUUCCUUCUGGAGCCCGGAGUAUUCGCAUCUAUGAAAUGAAUGUAUCUACCUCCUACAUUUCUGUGCGAAAUGCACUCAAAAAGUACUACCUGAAUGGACACUGGACAGUGGACUGGCCCGGCCGGUACAAGUUUUCAGGAACUUCCUUCGACUACAGACGGUCCUACAGGGAGCCUGAGAGCUUAACUUCCCCUGGGCCAACCAAUGAAACAUUGAUCAUGGAGCUUCUGUUUCAGGGAAGGAACCCGGGCAUUGCCUGGGAAUACUCUGUGCCACGGUUGGGGGGUGAGAAGAAGCUCAGCACCCAGCCCAGCUACACGUGGGCCACCAUCCGCUCCGAGUGCUCCGUCUCAUGUGGAGGGGGGCAGAUGACCACGAGAGCAGGCUGCUACAGAGACUUGAGGUUCCCAGUGAACGCAUCAUUCUGCAGCCCCGACACCCGACCUGUCACAGGGGUCGUGCCUUGCAAAGUGUCCGCCUGUCCCCCCAGGUGGUCCGUGGGGAACUGGAGUGCCUGCAGCCGGACGUGCGGUGGAGGCACCCAGAGCCGGCCCGUUCAGUGCACGCGGCGGGCACACUACAAAUCGGAGCGGGUCUCCACCAGCCUGUGUCCACAGCCCGUGCCCUCCAGCCGACAGUCCUGCCAGCCUCAGAGCUGCCCACCCGCGUGGAGCGCCGGGCCCUGGGCGGAGUGCUCUCGAACCUGCGGAAAGGGGUGGAGGAAGAGGUCCGUGGCCUGUAAGAGCACCAACCCCUCGGCCAGGGCGCAGCUGCUGCCCGACGCUGUCUGCACCUCGGAGCCCAAGCCCAGGACUCACGAGGCCUGUCUGCUCAGGCGCUGCCACAAGCACAAGAAGCUGCAGUGGCUUGUGUCUGCCUGGUCCCAGUGCUCUGUUACGUGUGAAAGAGGAACCCAGAAAAGAUUCUUCAAAUGUGUUGAGAAGUACAGUUCUGGGAAGUACCGCGAGCUGGCCCCGAAGAAGUGCUUACACCUGCCGCAGCCCCACCUGGAGCUGGAACGCAUCUGCGCCCCAUUUCCCUGCCCUAAGCACCCCCUGUUUGCGGCUGCAGGCUCCCCACAGGCCGGCUGGUUUGCCUCGCCCUGGUCUCAGUGCACGGCCAGCUGUGGAGGCGGCAUGCAGACGAGGUCCGUGCAGUGCCUGGCGGGGCGCCGGCCGGCCGUGGGCUGCUCCGCGCACCAGAAGCCCGCGGACUCCCAGGCCUGCAACACCCGUUUCUGCCCCAUCGCACAGAAAAAAGACGCCCUCUGCGAGGACCGCUUCCACUGGUGCACCCUGGUGCCCCAGCACGGGAUGUGCAGCCACCACUUCUACGGCCAGCAGUGCUGCAAGAUGUGCUCCACAUCCAACCUGUGA